GUGAAAACACGACCUACAAAAGUUUGGGUUUCCUUUGGAAGGUAGCUAGCUGCCUAGCUGCAUUUAAUGGUUGUUGGUAGCUUUUACGUGUCAACAGAGUGGAUCAGUUAAAUCUACAUUCCUCAGAGUCAGCUAGCUAAUUAAAACUAGAAGACAGAUCAUGCCUGCUUCCCUCCGGAAGGAAUCUAAUGGAAAGUUCGCAUUUUUUCGACUAUGGAACUAUUCAACUGUAACUAUUAAAGUCGAAGGUUCUACCCAGAAAGCCCCGUUCCUCUCUCUCUCUCUCUCUGUUCAAUAUGAGAAAAUGGGGAGCUAAAUUUUCUUGUAAUUUAAUGUUUAUUAUUGUAAAUGUAUUUCUGUGCUUAAAUCUGAUAUGUGCAAAAGGGUUUGAGCCUCUGAUCCAGCUUCCUCGGUUUCGGAGUAGAAACCGACUCAGGUUCAGAAGGGUUGUUUCGGUGAAGGACUUCGGAGCUAAAGGAGACGGUUUGACUGAUGAUAGUCAGGCUUUCACGGAUGCCUGGACGUUUGCUUGUUCUUUACCAUAUCGACCAAGACUUGAAGUUCCAGCUGGAAGAACUUAUUUGGUUGGGCCAACCGAUUUUUCUGGGCCUUGUCGAUCAAGUCUGACAUUGAGGGUCUCUGGUAAUAUAACUGCUCCCAAAAAUCCUGCUUCCUGGAAAGGUUUUAGUCGAAGAAGAUGGCUCUAUUUCUAUAGGUUGAACCGCUUCACUGUAGAAGGAGGAGGGACAAUUAAUGGGAUGGGAAAGGAAUGGUGGGCUAGGUCUUGCAAGAUCAAUGCAACAUAUCCAUGUCGACAUGCUCCAACGGCAAUUACUUUUCGUAGGUGCAAGAAUUUGAAAGUUCAACACCUCAUCAUAGUGAACAGUCAACAAAUGCACAUGGCUUUCUCAAAGAGUCAUUGGGUCAUGGCGUCUUAUCUCCAAGUGAUUGCCCCUAGGGAAAGCCCCAAUACUGAUGGAAUCCACAUAAGUGCAUCCACCCAUGUUGUGAUCAAAUAUAGUGUGAUCAAAACAGGAGAUGACUGUGUCUCCAUAGUCAGUAAUUCUUCCAUGAUUCAAGUCAGAAACAUUUAUUGUGGACCUGGCCAUGGCAUAAGUAUAGGAAGUUUGGGGAAAUCAAAUUCAUUGGAUAGCGUGAGCCAUGUCUUGGUUGAUGGAGCCAUCAUAUCAAAUACUGAAAAUGGGUUGAGGAUCAAGACGUGGCAGGGAGGUCAUGGUUUUGCCAAAGAUAUCACUUUCCAGAGUGUACAAAUGGAAAAUGUUUCAAACCCAAUAAUAAUUGAUCAAUAUUAUUGUGAUUCACCACUGCCAUGUCCAAACCAGACUUCGGCGGUUCAGGUGGUUAAUGUUUCUUAUGUGGGCAUCAAAGGAACCUCAGCAACCGGGGAAGCAAUAAGAUUUGCUUGCAGUGACACUUUCCCAUGUAAAAAAAUAUAUUUAGAAAAUAUACAUCUAAGAUCCUACUUGGGGGAGCUUACAAGAACCUUUUGCUGGAAAGCUAGGGGCUCCAGCUAUGGUUCAGUAUGCCCUCCUCCUUGUUCCUCAUGGAAUAGAAACUUCAUUGAGCAGCUAGUUUAUUCUAGCACUACCAAUCAUCUUCAAGUGGAAGAAGAACCUUUGCCAAUCUAAUAUACAAGAUGUGCCAGGUUUGGCAUCUGAUAGUAGCAUCUUGCAACAGAUUUAGUGUGCUUCAGUUGAUGUUAUUUACCUUCAAUACAAAGAACAAAAUAGUUCAUCACAAAUGGCUACUGGCGAAUGUUAAAUUCAUUAUGAUUACUUCUGUAUACAUUUUUUUUGUCAUUUUAUUAAUAUUUCAUAUAUUAUUGUCU
Messenger RNA from Nelumbo nucifera (sacred lotus), 1849 nucleotides. RefSeq names its product putative polygalacturonase At1g80170. The record is from RefSeq and is a predicted model, not a curated record. Gene Ontology annotation, molecular function: polygalacturonase activity. Gene Ontology annotation, biological process: carbohydrate metabolic process. Lineage: Eukaryota; Viridiplantae; Streptophyta; Magnoliopsida; Proteales; Nelumbonaceae.